Aspergillus glaucus CBS 516.65 is the source of this 1906-nucleotide messenger RNA. RefSeq lists its product as uncharacterized. Bases 242 to 1849 code for a protein of 535 amino acids. Gene Ontology annotation, cellular component: nucleus. The transcript has 6 exons. The record is from RefSeq and is a predicted model, not a curated record. NCBI's taxonomy places the organism in Eukaryota, Fungi, Ascomycota, Eurotiomycetes, Eurotiales, Aspergillaceae. Gene Ontology annotation, biological process: DNA repair.
CAUGUUUCCUUAUCACCUGAUUGACGCCAUAAAGUCCUGCACAUCAUACAACGAAGAUAACAGUCGGACCCACUAUCACAUGCGCUCUAUACCACCAACUCAUAUAUUAUCACCUCCCCAAAAUCUGCUCUCCUGUCACUUUUUUUCCUCAGUUUUCAUCUCUUCCUUCUGUCUUUUGUCCUUUUUCUGAUCGAAUAAUUUCCCUAAUAUUUAAUCUCUCUACUUAAUCUCUAUCGACUUGAUGCCCCACGCAGAGAAAGCAACCAUGGGAGAAGUAACCGUCAAUGGCGAGAAGGUCCAUUACUCGCAGUUCCUGGACCACCUCACCUCCUACCCCAUCAUCUCCGACUCCAUCGCAACCUUCAAGGGCAACAAGUACGCUGCAAAGUCGCUGCACUAUGCAGACCAGGGAUACACCCGUCUAGCCAAGCCCGUCCUACCCUAUCUGUCCAAGCCGUAUAGCUAUGUGUCACCGUACCUGGUCAGAGCGGAUACUUUGGGCGACAAGGGGCUGUCUCAGAUUGACACGCGGUUCCCCAUCAUCAAGGAGGAUACGGACAAGCUGAGGACUACAAUUUACGAAGGUGCACAAGGGUCCGUUCGCAUUGUGGUCGAUGUGAAGGGUCACCUUGUCGAGCUGUAUGGGACUGAAUAUAAGAAGUGUGGUGGGGAUGGAUUGGUUGCGAGCGGCAAGGCCGUUAUCACCACCAGUCUUAUCUUGUCUCAGGAGUCGUUGGCCUAUGUUAGCUCUUUGUUGCAGACGAAGAAGGAGCAGGCUAAGGAUGCUGUGCAAGAGAAGGACAAUUACUAUUUACAGCCUAGAUCUUUACGUUUUGCGCAGACCGCGACAAAAGACACAAAAUGCCCCUCGUCCGCAAACAACCCCGAACCAGACGAAGACACCUACGCCUCCUCCCCCGCCGGCCCCUCCGCCCAACAACCCCGCCGCCGCCGCGGCGAACCCGAACCCACUCAAGCAGACUCCGACGCAGAAUCCGCAGCAGACAGCAGCGAUGACGACGCGAUCCACGCGCCAAGCAGCACAGACGUUAUGGUGAAGAAACUGGUGCGUCUGGCGCUGGCAAGCGAGUACUCGCGACAGGUCAUCCGACGGACGGAUAUCAGCGCGAAGGUAUUGGGGGAGCAGGGGGCGAGGCAGUUUAAGGCUGUUUUUCAGGGCGCGCAGAAGGCGUUGCAGGAGACGUUUGGGAUGCAGAUGGUGGAGUUGCCGGGGAAGGAGAAGGUUACAAUUAGUCAACGGAGGGCUGCGCAAAAAAACGAAAAGCCCUCCUCGAGCAACAAGUCCUGGAUCCUAAAUAGCACUCUCCCGUCUCAAUACCGCACACCCCGGAUCCUCCCUCCAACCAAGGCUCCCAUGGAGCCCACCUACACCGGUAUCUACAGCUUCAUAAUCGCUGUAAUCCUGCUGAACGGCGGCGCGCUACAGGAGUCCAAAUUAGAGCGGUACCUGAAGCGCACGAACGCAGACACCUACACGCCCAUCGACCGCACGGACAAGCUCCUCCAGCGACUCUGCAAGGAAAACUAUCUCAUCUGCAACCGGGAGAUGGACGGCGGUGAGGAGAUUAUUGAAUAUAUGGUUGGGCCGCGGGGGAAGAUGGAGGUUGGAAUUCAAGGUGUUGCAGGGUUGGUGAGGGAGGUAUAUGGACGGGCUGCGGAGACGGAGGAUAUGACUGCUUUGGAGAGGGAUCGGAUGGAGGAGUUUGAGCAGCGGUUGACGAGGAGUUUGGGGAUGAGGAGGUCUGAGAGACCUGCUGAGGCCGAGAACGAGAAUGAAGAGGGGGAUCAAGGGGGGAGACGACAGGAUGAUGACGAAGAGGACGAUUGAUGUCUUUAAUGCUCUUGCUCGAUAAUUACUAUAGUAUGUUUGCAAUGAUACCCAGGA